UCAUAUAAAGGGGGCGAGAGCGGCUAACUGGUCACUCACGUUGCGAAUCGUCGAUCGGGGGACUCUUCGCUGUCCUACACGAGUAACUUUCUACGAAACGAACAAAGCUUUUGAAAAAAGUACGCGGUCGCUGAUUAAAUAAAAUACAAUCGAAAAAAUGGCGAAAGCACCCGCAGUUGGUAUCGAUCUUGGCACGACAUAUUCCUGCGUCGGCGUCUUCCAGCACGGCAAGGUCGAGAUCAUCGCCAAUGAUCAGGGUAACCGCACAACGCCCAGCUAUGUGGCCUUCACGGAAACGGAGCGUCUCAUCGGAGAUGCCGCCAAGAAUCAAGUCGCCAUGAAUCCCAACAACACCAUUUUCGAUGCCAAGAGGUUGAUUGGACGUCGCUUUGAAGAUCCGACUGUUCAAGCUGACAUGAAGCACUGGCCUUUCACCGUGGUAAACGAUGGUAGUAAACCAAAGAUCCAAGUACAGUACAAAGGAGAGAUGAAGACUUUCUUCCCUGAAGAAGUGAGUUCGAUGGUCCUGGUAAAAAUGAAGGAAACCGCAGAAGCUUACCUAGGCAAGACUGUGACCAACGCCGUGAUCACCGUCCCCGCUUACUUCAACGACUCGCAGCGUCAGGCAACCAAGGACGCUGGUACCAUCUCGGGCUUGAACGUAUUGCGUAUCAUCAACGAGCCCACCGCUGCCGCGAUUGCAUACGGUCUUGACAAGAAGGCAACCGGCGAGCGCAACGUCCUGAUCUUCGAUCUUGGUGGUGGUACCUUCGAUGUGUCCAUCCUGACCAUUGAGGAUGGCAUCUUCGAGGUUAAGUCCACGGCUGGUGACACUCACUUGGGCGGUGAGGACUUUGACAAUCGCAUGGUCAAUCACUUCGUGCAGGAGUUCAAACGCAAGUACAAGAAAGACCUGACCUCGAACAAGCGCGCGCUCCGCCGUCUACGCACAGCCUGCGAGCGUGCGAAGCGUACUCUGUCGUCGUCCACGCAGGCCAGCAUCGAGAUCGAUUCGCUUUAUGAGGGAAUUGACUUCUACACCUCCAUCACCCGAGCUCGCUUCGAGGAACUCUGUGCCGAUCUCUUCCGCGGCACUCUGGAACCCGUGGAGAAGUCGCUGCGUGACGCCAAGAUGGACAAGGCUCAGAUCCACGACAUUGUCCUCGUCGGCGGUUCCACCCGUAUCCCCAAGAUCCAGAAGCUUCUGCAGGACUUCUUCAACGGCAAGGAGCUUAACAAGUCCAUCAAUCCCGAUGAGGCGGUGGCAUACGGUGCGGCCGUACAGGCGGCCAUUCUGCACGGCGACAAAUCCGAGGAGGUACAGGAUCUGCUUCUGCUCGAUGUCACGCCGCUCUCCCUGGGUAUCGAGACUGCUGGCGGUGUCAUGACCGCGCUCAUCAAGAGAAAUACCACCAUCCCAACGAAGCAGACUCAGACCUUUACCACCUACGCGGACAAUCAGCCGGGCGUGUUGAUUCAGGUCUACGAGGGUGAACGCGCCAUGACCAAAGACAACAAUCUGUUGGGCAAAUUCGAGCUCAGCGGUAUCCCACCUGCGCCACGUGGAGUUCCUCAGAUCGAAGUCACCUUCGACAUCGAUGCCAACGGUAUUCUCAACGUCUCCGCCGUGGACAAGUCCACCGGUAAAGAGAACAAGAUCACCAUCACCAACGACAAGGGUCGCCUCAGCAAGGAGGACAUUGAGAGGAUGGUGAACGAGGCAGAGAAGUACCGUAGCGAGGACGAGAAGCAGAAGGAGACGAUCUCGGCUAAGAACGGCCUCGAGUCGUACUGCUUCAACAUGAAGAGCACGGUCGAGGAUGAGAAGCUCAAGGAUAAGAUCAGCGCAACCGACAAGCAGACGAUCCUGGACAAAUGUAACGACAUCAUCAAGUGGCUCGACGCCAAUCAGCUCGCCGACAAGGAGGAGUACGAACACAAACAGAAGGAGCUUGAGGCUAUCUGCAACCCGAUCGUCACAAAACUCUACCAAGGUGCUGGCGGUAUGCCUGGUGGUAUGCCGGGUGGUAUGCCGGGUGGCUUCCCCGGAGCCGGCGGCGCUGCUCCUGGUGGAACCCCCAGCGGUGGCGCAUCUGGCCCCACCAUCGAGGAAGUCGAUUAAAGAAACUACUCCGAUUUCGACUUGCCACUGCCCACUAUCAUCACUACCAUCGCUACGCAUUCCCUUAUGCGCGAUGACAAAAAAAAGGAAAAAGAAAAAACGAAUACAUGAACAUAGAAUUAUUAUACAGCUGCGAUCUUUGCUUGAAUCCGUUUGCACACGGACGUCCCCUUUAGCGUCGUCUUUUAAAAGUUCCUGUAGUUCUCUCUUUUAUACUUCGAAAUAAAUAUAUGUUUUAUUUACCUAUUUUUUUUGUAUAGUGUACUUACGAUUUAUUUUCAAAGAUCUGUUGUUAAUCUUCUAUGUUCCAAUCUUCGUAAAUAAAUAUAGAAUAAAUAUAGAACAAUUCCAAAAAUAAAA
Messenger RNA from Ooceraea biroi (clonal raider ant), 2482 nucleotides. It is a transcript of the gene Hsc70-4, whose product is annotated as heat shock protein cognate 4. Lineage: Eukaryota; Metazoa; Arthropoda; Insecta; Hymenoptera; Formicidae. The record is from RefSeq and is a predicted model, not a curated record. Gene Ontology annotation, molecular function: ATP binding; ATP-dependent protein folding chaperone.